CCCCUUGUGCCCUAUUCCUAUAUAAGUUAAGGAACCCAUGAAUGGACAUUAUGCAUCGAUUUCUGUGUGUCUGAAUCUGUUAUCUACACUCCAAAGAAGAAAGCGUUUGUGAACAAUAUUACAUACUUAGAUCAGUCCGGGUCAGAAAAAAGAAAACCAGAGAGAAGUUAGAAGACUGACAAUAGUAGAACAACUCAUCAAAAGGAAGGAUGGAUUCCAUCAAAUCCUUCAAGGGCUACGGUAAGGUGGACGCGAUCGAGGAUCAGGAGUUCCGGCGUAAGACCCGCAAGCGGAUUAUCAUCAUUGCCGUCUCGGUCGUCGUCUUGCUCACUCUCAUCAUCGCAGCCGUCGUUGGUGUCUCCAUACACAAAACCAACAACGAUGACGGGAAUGAAGCCACCUCCCCAUCCUCUUCUUCCUCGACCCUUGCCAAUUCCAUCAAAGCAGUGUGCAGCGUCACCCACUACCCCAAUUCCUGCUUCUCCUCCCUCUCUUCCCUAGAGACCAAGGCAGCCACCACCAGCAACAAGGCAGCGGAUCCAGAGGAGCUGUUCAAACUAUCCAUGGAAGCAGCGGUGAACGAGCUCUCGAAGCUGUCGACGCUACCGAACAAGCUCAUAGCCAAGACCAAUAACGUCCGAGACAAGGCGGCCCUACUCGAUUGCCAGUCUCUCUACCAAGAAGCCAUAGAUCAGCUCAACACUUCCAUCUCCUCUAUGCAGUCAGAUGGAAAUGGGAAGUUGCUGACAGCGUCCAAGAUCGACGACAUGAAGACUUGGCUGAGCGCCUCGCUGACGGACUUGCAGACGUGCUUGGACGGCUUGGAGGAGACCAACUCGACAUCACUGGAGGAAGUGAGGAAGGCGAUGCAGAGUUCCACGGAGCUCACCAGUAACAGCCUUGCCAUCGUUUCCAAGAUCAUAAACCUCCUCCAGGACUUCGACCUACCCAUCCACCGCCGGCUUCGGAAGCUUCUCGAAUUCGGAAUAGAAUUCCCGGAGUGGGUCGGACCCACCGACCGUAAGCUGCUUCAGCAGGAGGACACCACCACCAAACCCAAUGUAACGGUGGCCAAGGACGGGACGGGAAACUUCAAAACCAUCACGGAAGCAGUGGCGUCCAUUCCCAAGAAGAGCGCAUCGAGAUUCCUGAUCUACGUCAAGCAAGGGGUGUACGAGGAGAAUGUGAUCCUUGACAAGAAGAAAUGGAACGUCAUGAUGUACGGUGAUGGCAAGACUAAGACGAUCGUCUCCGGCAAUCUCAGCUUUGUCGGUGGGACCCCCACUUUCGCCACCGCAACUUUCGUUGUGGUUGGAAAAGGAUUCAUCGCAAAAGACAUCGGAAUUCGCAACACGGCCGGAGCGCAAAACCACCAGGCGGUGGCCCUACGGUCGGGGUCGGACUUGUCGGUGUUCUACAGGUGUUCCUUCGACGGAUUCCAGGACACCCUUUACGCCCACUCCAACCGUCAGUUCUACAGGGACUGCGACAUCACGGGGACCAUCGACUUCAUCUUCGGCAACGCCGCCGUCGUGUUUCAGAAGUGCAACAUCCUACCCAGGCAACCCAUGGCGAACCAGUUCAACACCAUCACGGCACAAGGCAAGACUGACCAAAACCAGAACACCGGAAUUUCCAUCCAGCGCUGCAAUAUCUUACCCCUCGACAACGUCACGGCCUCCACCUACUUGGGUCGCCCCUGGAAGAAUUACUCCACCACCGUCAUCAUGCAAUCCGAAAUCGCUGCCGUCGUCGACUCUACCGGCUGGACCCCUUGGAUCCCUAACACACUUCCUCCCUCCACCAUCUUCUACGCCGAGAACCAAAACACAGGGCCCGGUUCGGCCGUGGACAAGCGGGUCACAUGGGAGGGCUACAAGUCUACCAUCACAGACCAGCAGGCCUCUCAGUUCACCGUUAAUAACUUCAUUCAAGGCUCCGACUGGUUGCCCCAAACCACCGUCACUUAUGAUGCCUCCUUACAAUGAGAGAGACUCCGGAUCCCCAACUUAAUCCGGGCAGAUAGACCCAAGAAUCUAAACUUCUUUUUCAACGACAAAUCAAAGGAUAGAUUCAUUCCAUGUGAUUACAUCGAAUAGAUUUGGGAUUUUUCCCUAAACUAUCUGGAUACCUUAAAUAUGUGAGUUCAAACAUAGUAAAAUUAUUAAGCAGGCAGCCUUAGGUUUCAGAAAAUAAUUCCAUCCAAAUGAUCAACUAUAUAUGUUUGUGCAAA
Molecule: messenger RNA, 2233 nt
Organism: Macadamia integrifolia
Lineage: Eukaryota; Viridiplantae; Streptophyta; Magnoliopsida; Proteales; Proteaceae
Product: pectinesterase 3
Exons: 2
Coding region: 210-1988 (592 amino acids)
Biological process (GO): cell wall modification
Molecular function (GO): pectinesterase inhibitor activity; pectinesterase activity
Source: RefSeq, a predicted model, not a curated record